Molecule: messenger RNA, 3457 nt
Organism: Melopsittacus undulatus (budgerigar)
Lineage: Eukaryota; Metazoa; Chordata; Aves; Psittaciformes; Psittaculidae
Gene: DYNC2I1
Product: dynein 2 intermediate chain 1
Exons: 24
Coding region: 100-3183 (1027 amino acids)
Biological process (GO): intraciliary transport
Cellular component (GO): cytoplasmic dynein complex
Molecular function (GO): dynein light chain binding; dynein heavy chain binding
Source: RefSeq, a predicted model, not a curated record
UUGUUGCUAGGCAGGGCCGGACGCGGCUGCCGCGGUUUCCUGCCCGCUCUGAGGCGGACGGUGGCGGUGGGACGCGGCGCCCGCCCGUCCCCUCCCCCAAUGGAGGGUGACAAGAGAAGAACCAAAGAAGAUACCUGGAAAUCAGAAGAGCUGAGGAAACAUCUUAGGGCAUUACAGUCAGAUAGUCAAAAUGAAGACCAAAAGCACAGAGAAAAGAAACUGCAAAAAGAGAAACCUGUUUAUGACAUAGACACUCAUAAACAUGAACACAAAGACAGAGGGAAGAGCAAGGAAAGAACAAGAGAGAGAGAGAGAUUAAAAUCUGGUGAAAGAGACAGGGAUAAAAUGAAAGAGAGAGAGAAGUGGAAAGAGCGCCAGGGGGAAGGAGACCAAGUGAGAUACAAAGAUAAACUUCAAGAGUCAAGUCUGGAGAAAGAAAGAUACAGUUUUCCAAAAGAUAAAGAUAGGGAGAGCAAUAGGGAGCAAGAAAAAAAGCAUAGAAGACAUGAGGUAAAGCAAAUAGAUACACAAAGUAAUCCGAAGUCAUUUGAAGGAAGAGAUAAAGAACAUCACAGAAGAAGAGAAAGCAGGCAUCAUUUGGAGAAAGAGAAAACUAGUGAAGAGCAAGAAAGAAGACAUACAGAAAAGAAGCAUAAUGAUGCCAAAAAGAGCGUUGACAAAUUUUUAGCCUACAAAUCUGAAGAAAGUGAACGUGUACACAAGUUACAGAAAGAUCAAGAGUUGGAUAAGGAGCGAGAAAGAAGACACAGAGAAAAAAGAGAACAUUCUGUUAGGCCAGGAAAAGAGAGGCUUUCAAAAGAGAUAAGUCAUAAACAUUAUGGAAAAGAAGAGAAAGAAAAACAUAAAUCAAAGAGAUCUAAAGAUGGAUCUUCCCAUGGAGAUAGAGAAAGGCAACCAGCAGAAGCUAGUGAGAAAGUAAAAAGUAGAGAAAAUGAAAGAAAGAAGCACAGUCUUGGGAACAGCAAAUACAAAAAAGAGGAGAGGAUUCAAGAAGAAAAGAGCCAUCAGCAUGUAAGGUCUGUGGAGGAUAAAAGAAAACUCAUUGAUAAAGAGGGAAGUGACACAGGACAAGAGGCAAUUAAAGAUACACACAUCUAUAAUUCAGACAUGGGAUUUGAUAAUUUUUCAGCAGAUUAUGAGGAUGAUUUUGAAGAUUAUGAAGAGGAUUUUGAUGAUGAUGACUACCAAAGUGAAGAAAGAGGUGAAGAAGAAAACCAAAGAGAGAUUCAGUUUUCUAGAACAUCAGAAAUUGAAGAAAUUCAAAGAGCAAUUAAUGCAGAAAAUGAUAGAAUUUAUACUUCACUGGCAAAGGAAAUUGAAAAUGAAAAGAAGGAACCAGUCGUGGAAAGGGAGUACCCUUCUGUCAGAAACUCUUUUUGUGGAUUAUUCAUGGAUUUUCAAAUGGCAAACCAACGACAAAGUAGCCGAAGUAUGGCUAAUAAGCAGAAAAAACGGAGUUCCGAACUUCUCCCACUAAUUGAUCUGGACUUCUCAAUGAGUUAUUCUUUACUGGAUUUGCCUCCUGUAAAUGAGUAUGACAUGUAUAUCAGGAGUUUUGGUAAAAUGAACACUAAGCAGGCAUAUGUUCAGUGUAAUGAGGACAAUCUUGAGAGAGACAUCCAGACUGAGGAAGUUGAGACAUCGGAGAAAUGGACACAACAUCCAGGAGAAAGUGCCCUUGUAUCUGGAGGUCCCAUAAACAGCCAGGAUACAUCAGUGAAUGGAGCUCUGACACCGAAAAUUGAUUCACAAAGAUUAUCAAAUUUCCUCCGGUCUGCUUGCCAGGUGAUUGCUGUUUUGCUAGAGGAAGAUCAAGUUGAAACACAACCCAGGUGGAAGCUAAGAUCUCGACAAACCAGUCUGUCUAUUAGUGAUAGCUGUUUCCAGUUAAAUACUAACCAGCCAUUCCUCCAUGGCCGAAAUAUAUCCUGUCUGUAUGUGUCUCAAGUUCAGAGGCAGACACUACUUUCUGUUCAUGGUUUACCCAAAAAGCCAGGUGUUGGUUUACUGAAUAGAAAGAGCAUUAUAUGUGUUUGGAACAUCUGGCAGCCCUCCAGUCCUCAGAAAGUUUUAAUAUAUGACUCAGAGGUGAUAUGUUGCUGCUUUAGUCCCAAUAAAACAACAUUAGUUUUUGCUGGAACAGUAGAUGGUUCACUAUUGGUAUGGGAUCUCCAUGAAGACUCAAGAAUGCAUCCUCAUAUCAUGAUCAAUGAAACUAACUGGACAUUUAGAGUUCCAACGUUUUCCACUGAUGGCAUUCUAAACUCAGUAAACCACACCUCUCCUAUAAUAGCAGUGGAAGCUGUCUCAACCUCCUUCUGCGCUGAUCAGAAUUAUGGACUCUCAAGCCUCUCUUACCAGGAUGAAAUGUCAGAGCCUCCAUUUCAGAUAGCUUCAAUGGAUGAAAAUGGAAUCCUCAAUAUAUGGGUAGUUGUUGAGUUACAAAAAGUGGAUUUAGCUGGUUCACAAACUGAUUUAGGUUUAGUUCCUGGAGGAAAAGUGAAGUUAGUACAUAGCUCGACUAUGGACUUGAAUAACAGCCUUUUCCCAAAGGAUGUGCGCCAGAGAAUGCCUCAGGCACUGACCAUUAAAUUUCUGUCUUCUAAUCCUAAUAAUUUCAUUGUUGGAACAAACAUUGGACUGGUAGGCCAUGGUACAAGACAUGAUUUAAAAGUUUUUCCAAAGCUAUUCAAACCCAAGGAGAGCGGACUGAGAUCAGUAAGCAUCAAUGCAAUUGAUUUCUUCCCUUUUGGAAAGCCACUAUUCUUGGUUGGCUGUUCAGAUGGAAGUAUCCGAUUGCACCAAAUUGCAUCAGAGUAUCCCCUCAUGCAGUGGAAUGACAGCACAAAUGGGCAGCCAAUAAUUACCCUGCAGUGGGCUUUAACAAGACCUGCUGUGUUUUUUGUUCUGGACGCAUCAUCUAAUAUUUACAUUUGGGAUCUUCUGGAAAACGAUUUGUUGCCUGUGGCAAAACAGGCUAUUCCAGAGAAUGUUGUAACUAUGGCUCUGCUGGGAGAACCAGAAAAAACAAAUGGAUUGUUAGGCAUUGUGCUGGCCCAGGAGUCUGGAGAGAUAGACAUUCAGUAUGUAAAGAAGAAGUGGGCAUUACCUCAGCCUGAGGAAUCUGAAAAACUACAUCUCAUUUUACUGCAGUCUUUCUAGAAACAGGGCACCUGUAUCUGGUUGUGCAAAUCAGUGCAAUAUAUUCAGAUUAUUUUUAACCUCAAUUAAAAGAUUUGUAAUGUAAUUUUGUAUUUGUAUAUGACUUGUUUAUAUUUUAAAGGGUAUUAAUACAAUAUUUCAGCUAAACUGGUAUAUUUUAUCAAAUGACAGCCAAAUUUAGGAUUAUUGUAAUGUACUGUAUUUCAUUACUGAAAGUAUUCUAGAUGUAUAUAUUUUCUUAAAAAAUACUGAAAAUAUAUUCCUAUAAAUUGCA